ACAAUUAUGACUUACAUGCACCGCAGCGACAUGCGAGGCGGCUUUCAUGCCUUGACUCACCGACAUGCAUCCCUCGUCUCGGCUCACACCCCGAGACGGACGAUGAUAUCAACGAGGCCACUAUUCUAUUGCAUCAUGACAAUGGCUCUUUAUCUGUCCAGCUGGAUUGUGUCGUGGCAUCGACCGGCCUUGACUGACUAGCUCGGCUCGGCCUUUCUCUAGGCGAUUUCGAUGCUAACGGACGCGGUUACCAAUGGCCGCGCCGGCGUUCAUCAUCACCGGUAGACCCAUGACGGCAAUACGACUCUGGCCUUGCAGCAUCUCCUGCAACAAGCGAGAAGGGCGGUCCACACACGACGCUUGUUGAUCCACACACGGUCCAGGAACAGCGCAUUGCCAGAUGCCGUGCUGCAGUCCGCUCAGCCGGGCUGGGUUUCGGCAGGCGUACGAAGUAAGUGACCAGGGCUGCAACCACUUCGCACGCCGUCGCCGUGUCGAACGUAUUGCAGAGUUACAGGUGGGUGCGGUACUUGAUGCCGUUGACGUCGGCGUUCCAUCAUCCAGCUCGACCCACUCCUAGCAUCGCUACGGAUAGAGCCACGACAUCGACCACCCGGAUAAGAUCCGAAUGCCUCUACUAUUGACUGCUCCGAGGAGGAACUGGCGAAGGCGGUCAUGGUUCUUGACAAGUGGCCAACGCGGUCAUGGAUUUUACAAAGCCAUCCACUAUCUGCUGCGGGCCUCGACCUGUCGAUGCAAGCCAGGGAGUCGGGACCAGCACCGGCAAGGUCACGCCGUGAUGAGGGAGGGUUACCUCUGCGGUCGCCAGCCCCCAAGCACCUAAUUAACCUGCUGCUGGUUAUUGACAGGAAUGUCUGCGGCGGGUACCUUGCGAGUGCGCUCGCGCUGCUCUGAAGACACGAACUAGUUAGUGUCCUCAACAGUCCAUCUCGGCCGCCCCGUUAAGGUGUUCUGCUCUUGCAGCGUCACCGCAGUGCCACCUGGCUGGAUCCCGAUGAUAAUCGCUUUGACACUGAUCAGCCUAUUGGCCUGAUUCGAGUUCUGGAAGGUAGUGUGUCGAGCGCUGAUGUUCUUAAGGGGCUCUCUCGGCCUCUGUGAGCAGGUCGGCCUUUCAUUAUUGCUAGAGUUCGACACAUCUCGAAGUGGGCAGCAACUGGGACUUGCUACUGGAAGCAUCGCUUUCAGGGUCGCACUCCGCCAUGGAUCCCUCCGAAAUGCCCUCCGUCCAUGGGCUCACUCCUCUUCCGAGGAACAGGUCUUUUGCGACUCCGUCACUGGCGCCGUCCGAGUCCAGCGGGAGCAGCUCGGGACCGAACACGCCCCCAAAUAGGCAAUAUGACGAUGAAUUCCGUUACAAGACGAUGGUCAGGUACCUCAACAACAGAGUAGUGGCCAGUGGUUGGACACCCCCUGAAUCUGCCCGAAGUCACGACGACUGUCUUGGAGUUUUGCUGCGACGAUCAAGAGGCAACUAUGUCACCGCCCCAGAUACAGUUCAUCAUGUCCUUUUAGGGGCUGUAAUGCGACUGAAUCUGAGCGUGGCAGUCACGAUACGCCCACAGCUGCUCGAUGGUGUUCUCAAGUCCCUGACGCCAGGCCAUACAGAGUUGAAAUUCAAGGACGGCUCGCAGGUCCAGAUCAUCGACUCUCUGUCUUUUGCACACUCGGCAACAGUUAAGAAGUUUCAAUAUGCUUGCAUUUGCCGGCAGGAGCGGCUUGUCCUUGUCUGGCAUGAUGAUCUACAGAACAUCGUUCCGGCCGCGACACAGAUGGAGGAGAAGCUCCUCUCGCUGGUCUGGGGCGAAGGCAGGCUACCGUUCAACAUUCUCCCGAUGCCCAGCAGAGCACCUUCCGUCAUGUCAUCCGGCAUGUCCAGCCCUAACGGUUAUUCGACGCCGGCGCUGGAAAAGGGAACACCCCUAUCAUACAUCAACGAAAGUACUGAGGAACUCGACAGGGAUCCCGGCAUGGACCGUCCCGAGUCUGUCGCUCGACCUGUUGCUCGGGCUUCGGCCUUUUUCGUUGGAAUGGCAAUGUGCCUAUCCAUCUGCUUGUUGUUCGGCGCCUACAUCGGCAAAGUGGUCACCGAGUGCAUUCUGGACGGCUCGUGGAUGCACCUGGCCCUCGUUGCCCCGAUCCCCCUGCUGAUAUGUGUCAGUCUGUUCUUCUUUCAAGUCAUUUUCAGCAACCUUUUCCAGAUGAUCGGGCCCAUUGGCGGUGUCAGCACAAAUUCGAGGUACUACUCAUGCCACAAGCCCUGCCUUAAACGGGCUUUUGCGGAUGGCUUCCUGCCCCCCAAGAUCACUAUUCAGAUGCCCGUCUACAAGGAGGGUAUGGAGUCUGUGAUUAUUCCGACCAUCCGCAGCCUCCAAGCAGCCAUCUCAUUCUACGAGUCCCACGGCGGUUCUGCCAAUAUCUUCGUCAACGACGAUGGUCUCCGGGCGGGUAUGGACGAAGCAAUCGUCCAACAGCGACGAGACUUCUACCAUGACAAUAACAUUGGAUGGGUUGCACGGCCGAAGCACAACGGGGAUGAGGGUUUCGUGCGCAAGGGCAAGUUCAAGAAGGCGUCCAACAUGAACUUUGCCCUCAACAUUUCUCAAAAGGUAGAGGCCUAUAUUCAAGAAAUGGUCGAUGAGCGGCUGGCCUCGCUUGGAUCGGAUAUGGUGGACGAGGCUGAGGAGGCCAACAUGUACUCGGAGGCUUUGGCCCGCGUGCUGGCCGAGAACCCUCUUGCUUGGGCUGACGGCGACAUCCGUGUUGGUGAAUUCAUUCUCAUUGUCGAUUCGGAUACCCGGGUGCCCGUCGACUGCCUCCUCUACGGAGCCGCGGAGAUGUUCCUGUCCCCGGAGACAGCAAUUGUCCAGCACUCUACCGGCGUCAUGCAGGUUGCACACGACUACUUCGAAAAUGGCAUCACGUUUUUCACAAACCUUGUCUACACUUCGAUCCGCUUUUCCAUCGGCUCCGGCGAAGUUGCGCCCUUUGUUGGCCAUAACGCGUUUCUCCGGUGGCAAGCUGUUCAAGAGGUGGGAGUCGCAGAAGACUCGGGUCAUGUCCCUUACUGGUCUGAGAGCCAUGUCUCCGAGGACUUUGACAUGGCACUCCGCCUGCAAAUGCGAGGCAACAUCAUCCGGAUUGCCAGCUACCACAACGACCAAUUCAAGGAAGGUGUCUCUCUGACCAUAUACGACGAGAUUGCUCGCUGGCAGAAGUACGCGUACGGCGUGAGCGAGAUGAUCUUCCACCCUCUCCACCGCUGGAUCUUCAAAGGGCCCUUUACCCCCCUCUUCUACACCUACCUCGGGUCCAACAUUAUGCUCUCGUCCAAGAUAUCCAUCAUGGCCUACAUGUGUUCCUACUUUGCCCUCGGCUCCGCCCUCUUGCUCACCGUCAUCAACUACUUCAUCGUCGGCUGGUUCCGCGACGACCUGGGGAGCUGUUACCUCACCUCGUGGAACGUUUUCCUAUCGCUCAUCGUCGUCUUCAACGCCUCGGGUCCCGUCUCCCUCGCCAUCUUCCGCUACCGCACGGGCGAGCGCUCGCUCCUCGGCUCCCUGAUCGAGAACCUCAAGUGGAUGCCCAUGAUGACCGUCUUCUUCGGCGGCAUCUCCUUCCACAUCACCAUGGCCCUGCUCGCGCACCUCUUCUACGUCGACAUGCAGUGGGGCGCCACGUCCAAGGAGAAGGAGGACAGCAACUUCUUCCAGGAGAUGCCCCGCAUCUUCAAGACGUUCAAGUGGAUGUACCUCACCAUCGCGCUGCUCGUCGGCGCCUUGGUCUACCUCGGCGCCUUUGCGCCCCCGGACUGGGCCAUCACCGACUUCUCCGUCAUCGUGCCGCUCGCUCUCAACCUGGGGUUCCACGCCUUGGUCCCGCUCGUGCUGAACCCGAGCCUGAUGGUGUUCAAUUACUAGUCGAUACCGCGACCGAAUGCCGUUUUCUGCCGGUGUGUUCUCAGCGGGUUAAUCGUAUGAGGUAAAACGGUAUCUGGAUCUGUGUAGGAGUUUCAAGCCAUAUCAAGUAUGAGUAAAUAGAUGCGGGGCGCAAGGGACGGUGACGGAUGGAGUGCAAACCGGACAAGAUUUUUAAUGGUAAUGUAGGGGGAAUGUGCCCCCUCGAGUUUUCCUUUGUCGCUUCACUAUCGCCAUCAAAAGCUGCAUAUAGAAACCACAUGCACAAGCCUUGAUAUACGAGCAUUUAGACGC
Molecule: messenger RNA, 4229 nt
Organism: Purpureocillium takamizusanense
Lineage: Eukaryota; Fungi; Ascomycota; Sordariomycetes; Hypocreales; Ophiocordycipitaceae
Exons: 5
Coding region: 1221-3938 (905 amino acids)
Source: RefSeq, a predicted model, not a curated record